Messenger RNA from Selaginella moellendorffii, 2327 nucleotides. RefSeq lists its product as uncharacterized. The transcript has 2 exons. NCBI's taxonomy places the organism in Eukaryota, Viridiplantae, Streptophyta, Lycopodiopsida, Selaginellales, Selaginellaceae. The record is from RefSeq and is a predicted model, not a curated record. The coding region runs from base 114 to 1616 and encodes 500 amino acids.
UUAGGGCUCUUAACGCCUGGGAGCGAUCGAUCGAUCGAUCUGCGAGCUAGAGCGCGGCAUUUUGGAUCGCGCGCCGUCUGGGAUCUAGGAUUUCGAGGAGCUGCCAUGGGAUCAUGAGCAGGAGAGAUGGCUCCUGCUGGAGGCACCCUUCUCAACGCGCGGCUGGAGUGUGCGCCGACUGCCUCAAGGAGCGGCUCUCGGCGCUGAGCCCCUCGGCGGAGGCGCUGGUUCCACACAGGGCGUCCUACAGCGACAGGAGCUCGGCAUUCGGGUUUGUAGCGCUAGAUAGGAGGAAUGCCGCGGCUAGCCGGCCAGGGAUCGCGGAUUAUGGAGGCCAGCGCCAGCAGCAGCUCGUCUCACCGCUACUCUCGGAUGCCUACUUGCGGAGGUCCAAAUCUUGGUCGCAUUGGGAGGGAAGUGGCGGCGGCGGCGGCGGCGUCGUCAUGGGCGGCGCCUCCAACGCCGCCCGGGGGAACAACCUUCCCUUCGGCAACGGGAAUGGAUUCGCCGGGAGGAAGUCCGAUGCCGUUCUUGACGACUGGACCCGGCAGAGGUUCUUCUCGAUCUUCGCCAAGGACCAGAGCCAGCAGAAGAAAUCGUCGUCGGCUUGCGCCAGCAACAACAGGAGCACGCCGCAGCGCUUCUAUGGCGGCGCUCCACCGCUCGCGUCUGGGAUGAGGAGCGGCGGCGGCGGCGGCCAUCGCUGCCUCGCUUCUUCCAAGGUAGACUAUCAAGGUGAGGGUCUUAGUUCUAGCGCAGCAGCUGGGUUAGAGAAUGGGAACUCCUCGUCCGCCAAGAAGACUUCGUCACGUAAGUCAUCCGCAUGGUGGUCUUCGCUGGUGACAACUUUCAGGAAAUCCAAGCCAAGGCCUUCUCCCGAGACCGAGCCAGCAGUAAGCAAGAAGAAAUCCACGAGCACCGGCAGCAGCAGCCUGGCCGGCUAUUUCAACCGGGCGAGGAAAGAAGAAGCCAAGUAUGUGAACUUGGCAAAGGGUCGAGCUUCCCAGCAUAGCCCAAACUGGAAGCAGCAGCACCCACAACAACAACAGCAGCAGCAGCAGCACAGCAAUCCAUCGUGGAUCUCAUCGCCACUGCGAAUUUUCAAGCACGGUGCGAGCUCUAACCACGGCAAGGCCAAGAAGGACGCGGCCAACCCGAUCAGCUCGUCUUCCUCGCAGCAAGCUUGCGACGCUCACCUCCACCAACAAAACCAACAACACCAGCAGGAAAACACCGUCGACAGGCACUCGAGCUCCGAAAAGCCGAGCUCCUGGAGCAUUCCAUCGUCGGUGGAGCUGAAGAAGCUCCAGGCGGCGACGCCGGCCUACACGGCCUACUACAGGGACUACGGCGCGUGGAGCUUGUCGUCGAGCCCGGUACCGCACAACAGGUGGGGCAACGCUAAUAACUGCGCUACGAGGGGAAAGCAGCCGUGGGAGAAUCGAGACGUUGUCGCCCACUCUGCGUCGUCACCGUACCACCGACUGGGCAGCAGCACUUGGAACUUUUACUUGACGCCGCUACGGCCUGCCAAAGCGAAGGCCGCCGGCAUCGCCACCACCACCACCACCACCACCGCCAGCAGCGCUUCAAAACAACAGAACAACAGGCAGUAGCAGCAAGCAGGCGACGCGCGACAAGUGCUUUGCUCGCUCGUCUUUUUCUUCUCGGGCCACAGAGAGCGAUGCGAGAGCGAGGGAGGUCUGGUCGAAAGAGAAGAGAUCUGGUCGAAAGCUCAGCGCGGGGGUCCUUGUAGGCAGAGAGGAUUUGGAGCAAAGGAAGCAGCCAGCAGUGGCAGUUCUCUAAGAGUGCGAAAAGGCUGGAAGAGAAAGAAGCGAGGGAUGAAAGUAUAAAGAGGCAAGAGGGACGAGCUCGUCCUCUCUCUGGUCGCUCAGCAGGUCUCUCAGGUCUCUCAGGCCUCUCAGGCCUGGCGGUGGAAUGGAUGGAUGGAUGGAUUGAUGGACGAACAGCAUUUAAUCUGCGCCUGGCAGCAGGGUGGUGGUGGUGGUGGUGGUGGUGGUGGGAUUUGGCAUCUCAUGGCAGUUGCAGUGAAGACAAAUGUUUCAAAGGUGGACACAGAAAGAAAGAGAAAUGUUUAUUGUCAUGAGAUGCUUGGAGAGUUUUUUGACGAGACUGCAUGCGUCAUAAAUGCCAAACAAGGGUAUUUGCAGCCUCCUAUAGCAAUUGAGGAAGGUAGGUGGUGAAAUACAUGAGUAGAUCAUAAUGCAUUCGUUGCAUUGUGGUCUCAUGGGUCUCUGGAGAACACGUAUUAUUACUAAAAUGUAGUUUCUCACAUUACCAAUAUUGCCAAGGGCAUAAAUUUGAAA